Messenger RNA from Entelurus aequoreus (snake pipefish), 1795 nucleotides. Its product is annotated as pro-neuregulin-3, membrane-bound isoform-like. Bases 932 to 1795 code for a protein of 287 amino acids. The transcript has 2 exons. The record is from RefSeq and is a predicted model, not a curated record. Lineage: Eukaryota; Metazoa; Chordata; Actinopteri; Syngnathiformes; Syngnathidae.
CACUGGCGGCGGCUGUGUGUGUGUGUGUGUGUGUGUGUGUGUUUUCCUGCGUGCGUUCCUCAGCAGUCAGGUGAAGGCGGACGGUGCAUCUCGGACGGCGCUAACCUCCGCUGGGUGUGGACGGAGCCGGGGGGGUGGGGGGUCCCUGCGAGUCCCACUCGGGUGCCGAAUCUCAAAGAGAGAAUCCGGGACGCCGCAGCCUCAUCUUGUGGAUUUUGGGAGCGAGCGCAUCAGCGGGACGCCUUUUUCCUCCGCCCCCACCCCACUCCCGGCCGUGUGGGAAUGCGGGAGACUCUCGGCGGCUGAGCAGACAGCUGGGGGGUAAGGCGAUCCAGAGCCGGCUGGCCAAGGAGCAGGAUCAUGCGUUGCUGUAGCGAUUAAUCCGCCCUGUGAUAUCGCCGCGUGACAACACUCCCCCCCUCCUCCGUCCUCUGCAUCUGGACCCCAACCGCCACUCUACUGCGCCUCGCCUCCUUUCCAGCCGGUUCUUGUUGGUCGGGCAGAGUCCCAAAGGAGAGGGGAUUGUGGAGGAAAGCCGCAGGAUGGUCCGGGAUUUGGGAACGUCCUGUUGUUUCUGCGCAACAUGAAGACGUGACGGGGCGUUCAUGCUGAGGAGAACUGGCCCCGGAUUUUAACUGCCAACCUUUCCUUCCGUGCGGAUGUAGAACCUUCCCUCCCUCGUCUUCUCCGUGCCAUCGCCGAUGUAGAACCUUCCCUCCCUCGUCUUCUCCCUGCCCUCGCCGCCUGAGGUCUUCCCGUGUCAGCGUCCUCCAAGUUGAGAGUUGGGCAGGACUCCGGGGCGGUCAUCCCGCACCCCGCCUGUCCUCGCCAUCGUCCGUCACUCCGGUUCCAAAUUGUUUCUUUGCUCUUCAUGGCGGCCAUCGCCCGCAAUCUGCCUGACCCGGGUUGCCCGUUGCGGGAUUGAGGCCCCAUGAGCCGUAAAGGAGGCCAGGGCAGGAUGAGCGAGUGUUCCGCCGCCACCGGGACCGGGUCGGUCAUCCUGGAGGACCCUGAGGGCUCGGGGGUCCCGGGGGCCGGUGGCGAGGGUCAAGCCCGGGACGGAGGCCCGUUUCGCUGUGCGCUUUGGCCCCGCCAGCAAACGUGGCUUUGCGCCGUGCCCCUGCUCAUCGGCUUCAUCGGCCUGGGGUUGAGUCUGAUGCUGCUCAAGUGGAUCGUCGUGGGAACUGUACGGGAUUACGUGCCGACGGACCUGGUGGAUGCUAAUCGAAUAGGACAGGAUCCCAUUUUCCUCUCCAAGCCCAGCGGGAUUCCCAAAGGUCCUGAGACCACCACCUCAACCGCCGCUCCGACGGGCGACGGCAGGAAUGUUUCACCGACAACGGGGACGGUGGCGAAAGGUAGAACUCGAACCGCUGCUACCACCACCACCGCUAACCCGAGAGGGGGCGCAGCCUCAGGUAGCCUGGCGACCCCUCGCAAUCCUGGAAAUCGUAACGGACGCGUUCCAGUGGGUUUUACGACACCGGCCGCGCCGCCACGGACAACGCUUAGAAACGGGGCGCCGACAUCGAGUCGGUCGCCUUCCAACCCGACCGUACUUCAUGACUCGACUCAGAUGUGGACUUCUGACCACACCACCACCGAGGUCACGACCACCACCACGACUGCCCGCAGGCACGGACACCGCAAAUCACUCAAUGAAGGUUUCCCCUCAUUAGCGUGUAACUCAGGGCAGCUCACAGGAAGUGCGAUGAAAGAAAAACAGGAAGUGGCUAGGCUUAGGUUACCUCUCGGUGACGACCGCUCCCUGAAGUCGGAUCAUGCUCGCGUUUGA